Molecule: messenger RNA, 823 nt
Organism: Paramecium tetraurelia
Lineage: Eukaryota; Ciliophora; Oligohymenophorea; Peniculida; Parameciidae
Exons: 4
Source: RefSeq, a predicted model, not a curated record
AUGUCAGCAGAUAGCAUUGAAAGACAGAAGUUUGCUAAAUUUAAUGAAGAAUAAGUUCUUGAUAAUCAAGAUUAGUCUACGACAACUUAGUUUAAAUAAAGUAGCAAUGCUCUUUCCACAACUUCUGCUUUCACUGAAAACAAUUGUAAGAUCAAACCAAUUAAAACUUAAAGAAGUCUCUUGACUCUAACCCCGUAAAUCAGUUAAAGAAGGGGUUCUCAAUCUUUGGCCGACCAGACUAUGAGAAAUGACGAUGGCCAUUUUGCUUAAAACCAUUAUGAUAAAAAAUGUCUCUAUAUGAUAUAUUGGUAUGAUUCUAAUAUUGAUCAUAAAUAUGAGAUCCCAAUUAAAACUAAUAACUUUUAAAUCACAAUUGGAGAUCUGAUUUAACUAGCGAUAGCUUAAUUUAAUGAAUAAAAUGAAUAUUUACAAACUCCAUUUUCAUCAGAUGUAAAUAAUUAAUAUUUGUAUGAAUUGUACAUUCCAAAAAAGAAAAAAGGAACUCCUAAUGAAGAUUUUCCAUCCUUUGCCAAUUCAACCCUGCUAUCCUAAACUAAUCAAACAGAGUUUUCUCUUAAAGUAACUCAAAAACAAUCGAAAUAUUCAACUAGCCUUUCCAAUUCCAAGCAUUCUUCUGCAAUCAAGCAAAAUGAAAAAUAAGGAGUAGGUUCUAAGAAUUCUAGUUCAAAGAAGAAAAACCUAUUUCAAAAGCUAUUUUUUUGCUGUAAUCAAACAGAAGAGUAUUGAAAUGUUUCGAAGGAUAACUGUUUAAUGCUUAUAAUAUUUAACAAAUUAAUAAGAAUUCAUCAAUUGAGUUUUUAAA